GGAUGCCAUAUGGAAGGCUGCAAAGACAACAUAUGUACAAGCUUGGGAAAGAGAAAUGAGGGCUAUGAGGCUUAUCAAUGGUGAGGCAUAUCUGCAUAUGUUGAAGACAUCUCCCAGAUUCUGGAGUAAAUCACAUUUUAAGGUAACCAACAAAUGUGACACAUUACUCAACAACAUGUCUGAGUCAUUCAACAGUGUGAUACUUGAGUCAAGGUCCAAGCCUCUUAUAACAAUGAUUGAAGAGAUCAGAACUUAUUUCAUGGAGAGGUGGGCAACCAACAGGAUGAGGUUCCAAAAUCUGUCUGAUGAUGCAGUGCUACCAAACAUAAGAAAGCAAGUGGAGAAAACUAGUACAUGCACAAACAAUUGGAUUGUAAGGAUGUCUGAUGAACAUAUAUUUGAAGUUAAGCAUGUGCAAGAUCCAAAUGAGAUGUUUACAGUGAACCUGAAAGACAGCAAAUGCUCAUGUAGGAGGUGGGAACUAACUGGUUUGCCAUGUGUGCAUGCCUUGUCAUGCAUGAAGAGUAGGAACUUCAAAUUUGAAGAUUAUAUUCCUGAGUACUAUAAGAAGAGCAGGUACAUUGCAGUAUACAAACCAGUCAUUUACCCUGUUAAUGGUUCAAACCUAUGGGAAAAAACACAAUACCCAGAUGUGCAUCCUCCAAAGUACAGAAAGAUGCCUGGAAGACCAAAGAAGAAAAGGAAUCUGGAACAAGGAGAGAUAGAUGGGUCUGACAGAAAACUUAGGAGAACUGGGCUAAUUGUGAAGUGCAGUAGAUGCAAGAAAUCUGGGCACAACAAAGCCACAUGUAAGGUAACAGGGCCAACACAAACUACUGAAUCUACUCAACAAAACUCAACACAAACUACUCAACAAGCUUCUCAACAGGUUUCUACUCAGCCUACUCAACAGCAACCAACACAAGCUUCUCAGCCUACUCAACAGCAACCAACACAAGCUUCUCAGCCUACUCACCAGCAACCAACACAAGCUUCUCAGCCAACUCAACAGCAAACAACUCAGCCUUCUCAGACAUCCAGAAGCAGACAACCUGCUGCUCAGAAGGCAAAGAAAUUAGGAGUGAGAAGGGCACCAACACCUUGGGUACCACCUGGACCAACCACAAGAUUAGGAGCAUCAAGAAUUGGCCCAACUACUAGAAGGACAACUCCAACAAAGAGAAACUCAUCCAAGAAGAAUGUUUAGAAUUUUUAGGAUAUUUAGAUUGUUUAGACUGUUAGUUUCAUAUUUUGGCAGUGUCGCUUUUGGAACA
Molecule: messenger RNA, 1274 nt
Organism: Vicia villosa (hairy vetch)
Lineage: Eukaryota; Viridiplantae; Streptophyta; Magnoliopsida; Fabales; Fabaceae
Exons: 3
Coding region: 56-1207 (383 amino acids)
Molecular function (GO): zinc ion binding
Source: RefSeq, a predicted model, not a curated record